UGACUGCUUUAUGCGUCACUGGAAUCGAUAUAUCUCGAACUUGCGACUAUGAUGCGAUACGAUCGUCGAUUCUAUCAAUUCAUUGACGUUAUAUAUUGUCACACACUUCUCCACGGUAAUUCAGAUUAACUCGAAGAGAGCACAGUGGCAGAAGACUAUACGGAGAGUUGCAAAAUAACUGGUUCCGUUACAAGUACAUUUUCUAAACAGUGAGAAACAUUCGGAAGCGGCAAAAUGACUGAAUCUGAGAAUAUUUUCGUGUUUGUGCCCAACAUUAUUGGCUAUGGCAGAGUGAUUUUGGCUCUUAUAUCCUUUUAUUUUAUGCCAACUAACCAUGUCAUUGCAUCAUGGUGCUACAUUAUUAGUGCACUACUAGAUGCAGUGGAUGGUCAUGCAGCAAGAUACUUUAAUCAAGGUACCAAGUUUGGUGCUAUGCUUGAUCAAUUAACUGAUCGUGUUGGCACCAUGUGUUUAAUGGCUACAUUAUGUGUACUUUAUCCAUCGUAUACAUUUUGGCUUCAAUUAAGCAUGGCCAUUGAUAUUGCUUGCCAUUGGAUAUAUUUGCAUACAUCUCUUUUGCAAGGAAAAACCAGCCACAAAUUUAUUGAUAUGUCUGAAAACCCAAUUAUGAGAACAUAUUACACUAAUCGUAUAGUUUUGUUUUUUAUGUGUGCUGGUAAUGAAGCCUUUUAUGCUGCUUUGUACCUCCUUUACUUUACCGAAGGACCUAUUUUUGCUGGUAUAAGUUUGUUCAGAUUGAUUAUGUGCAUCUCUGCACCCAUAGCAUUAAUCAAAACUGGUAUUUCACUGUUACAUGGAUAUGUAGCAUGUAUCAAUUUGAGCAUAAUUGAUCUGAAGGAGAGGCAAGAGCGGCUAAAAGCAAAUUAAGUUGUUUCACUAUUCAGUAUUUCCUAGUCAAAUUAAAUGUGAUUAAGUGAUCUUCCUAAUUUACCAUUUAUUAUAUGCAAACAUGUGUUUACAUUUUCUUUUUUACAAGUUAAUCUAAAAAUUAAAUGUGCCACAUUCAAAGCUAGGCUUCACCAACUAUUUUAAUAUGAAACAGAUAUAUACAGUGCCAAUCACUGUUUUAUCUCUAUUUUAAUAACAACAAGCAUGCUACAAGCAUUAUGUUAUAUUUUAGUACAACUAAGUCUUGAGAAAGUUUAACUCUUUGAGCAGUGUUUCCAUUGCAUUGGCCUUAGUAUUGCUUUGGCAUCAAAUUCAGAAUAUACUACAGCAGACUGGGUAAGGUGUGACCAAAAUGCAUAUUCUUACUGCUCAAAGCAUUAAACAUUAAAAUUCCUAUCACAUACCAUUUUCGUGUCUCGUAUAUUUUUAUAUUUAAUAGGCUAUUUUAUAUAAUAAAAUAUUUAUAAGUUAAUGAUUUUUUGGAAUAUGUUUUUGUAGUGAUGUAGUACAAUUAGAAAAAAUUCAAUAACUAUAAUUGAUGUUACUAUCCUUGAAAUGUUUAAAUGUAAUUUAGAAGAAUAUACUUUAUAGUUCAGCAUUUUAUAUACUAUGUAUAAUAGUAUCAUAUUUUUUAUUGUACUUCAUUGUUCGUUACUUAAUGUAUCUAUAGUAUAAAAAUCUGCCGUGGAUGAUGUAAAAAGUUUCAAGAAGAUAUUUAAUAAAUAUUUUUGUCCCUGA
This is a messenger RNA of Hylaeus volcanicus, 1647 nucleotides long. RefSeq names its product CDP-diacylglycerol--inositol 3-phosphatidyltransferase-like (gene Pis). Bases 235 to 888 code for a protein of 217 amino acids. Gene Ontology annotation, molecular function: CDP-diacylglycerol-inositol 3-phosphatidyltransferase activity. Gene Ontology annotation, biological process: phosphatidylinositol biosynthetic process. The record is from RefSeq and is a predicted model, not a curated record. Lineage: Eukaryota; Metazoa; Arthropoda; Insecta; Hymenoptera; Colletidae. The transcript is spliced from 5 exons. Gene Ontology annotation, cellular component: membrane; Golgi apparatus.